AUGAAGGAAGUGGCGGUGUGCGGAUUAUUGGUUCUUGUCUUCGACGCGGUGCUGUGUUUGGCUCUGUGGGCUGGACUGGUGCUGCUGGAGUGCUCCAGCUGUGGAGGGCUGGCAGGUGUGUGGGCUUUCGGGGCAGCAAAGUGGGCCGUCCUCCUCGUUUUCACCUCCGCACUGACUGACGGGAGGCCCCCGGCUGUGCUCCGCAGGCUGGUGUCUCUCCUCUGCCUUCUGUCUCCUGUGUUGGAAAGUGGACAGGUUUUUAUGGCGCCUCCCUCGGAGCCUUACACGGGACCAUCUUUGGACUUCAACAUGCUGCUCCUCAGCCCCUUGUCCUCGUCACUGGCCUGCGUGGUUUGGGAAAAGGGCCUCUGUGGCGACUCAAAGCCGAGAAAGGACAACGUUAAACUGGAUUCCAGGCGGCUGCUUUUAAGGAUGCUGAAAUACUUCAAACCAGACACCUUUUAUCUGAUUGCAGCUUUUAGUUCCCUCAUCUUAGCCGUCAUCUGUGACACGUUUAUCCCGUUGUAUCAGGGGAAGGUCAUUGAUAUGCUCAGAGGUGGAGCGCUUCAAACCAGCUUCUGUUACACAAUCGGACAGCUGGCUCUUCUCUCUCUCGGAAGCGCUCUGUUCUCAGGCUUAAGAGGAGGAAUCUUUAUGUGCACCCUGACCAGACUGAACAAGAGACUGAAGCAUCUGCUGUUUCACACCCUCCUGCAGCAGGAGGUGCAGUUCUUCGACGAGAACAACCCCGGCCGACUUUCCUCUCGCCUGCACUCUGAUGUGGACAGGAUGGGCCGCACGGUCGCACUGAACGCCAACGCCCUCGCUCGCAGCGUGUUCAAAACCUGCCUCAUGCUCAGAGUGAUGCUGGGUCUGUCCUGGGAGCUCACGGUGCUCACCUGCAUAGAGAUGCCACUGCUGGCCAUCGUGCAGAACAAAUACAACACUUUGUCUCAGGAGCUGAAGGAUCAGAUCCAGGACUGCCACGCUCAGAACAAAGACCUGGCUUUCCAGACCAUCAGUAAGAUUCACACGGUCCGGAGCUUCAGGGCAGAGAAAGGUGAGCUGAGGAGGUACAACGAGGCUCUGGACCAGAUGUGCGCCGUGAAGACACGUUCAGGAAUCUACAGCGCGUUUUUCUGCUUUAUACGAAGG
Plectropomus leopardus (leopard coralgrouper) is the source of this 1155-nucleotide messenger RNA. The record is from RefSeq and is a predicted model, not a curated record. Lineage: Eukaryota; Metazoa; Chordata; Actinopteri; Perciformes; Serranidae.